Molecule: messenger RNA, 4169 nt
Organism: Engraulis encrasicolus (European anchovy)
Lineage: Eukaryota; Metazoa; Chordata; Actinopteri; Clupeiformes; Engraulidae
Product: 5'-AMP-activated protein kinase subunit gamma-2-like
Exons: 14
Coding region: 1072-2397 (441 amino acids)
Biological process (GO): protein phosphorylation; regulation of catalytic activity
Cellular component (GO): nucleus; cytoplasm; nucleotide-activated protein kinase complex
Molecular function (GO): protein kinase binding; protein kinase regulator activity; AMP binding
Source: RefSeq, a predicted model, not a curated record
GUGAGACUCCUUCUCCGGGGCUGACCGGUCUCUUUUUACACAGGCCUGUCAUGCAGGCUAUUUUAAAGAGACACACUGUGGCACCUGACCCGAUUUUCCACACACACACAUACACAUACUGCUCUGGGGUUCCCACCAUACUGUAGCACACUGGCAACAGCAGUGGCAGGAGCAGCAGCAGCAGCAGCAGCAGCAGCAGCAGCAGCAGAGAGUGCGAAGAGUGAGAGGGGGACAAGCAUCCGUGUAGUAGGCUACUGUCCUUUCACAUCAGUGCAAGAGUGUAGUAGUAACACUGUAAAGCGGUGUUUGCUCACGACAGAAACAGUUCGUUGAGGACAUGAGGAAUUUUCGCCUGUGAACCACCCGCUGCUCUAAACAGCCAUGCCAUUGCUUUGCCCAUGCCACCAGUUAUGCCCCCUCUGCUGUGCCUUUGGACGGCUGCCUAAGUGCCAAGGUCUGGAGCAUUAUCUAUCUGGUCGCCAAGGACGCUGCUGAGUUGUGGUAUGUUAUGGCUGCUGAUUGAUGAGACUGCUGGUAUUCAAAGGUGGCUUGUGUCGUAUGCAGUGAAUAUCGGCUCACAGCGGCAGAUCACCCCCGCGUCCCCUAAUUGGAGGGAACGAGAAGGCAAGUGAUGGAGGGCCACAGAUGCGUGGGCUAGUUCUGAAAAAUCACCGCCCACUAACACCAGCGACUAGUAGGAAGCGAUGAGAGAUGAACCACAUUCUUUGAGCGCCCACUUCAAAACAACACUGUGUGUCGGAGCUGUGUUUUUGGAUCGUGUAAGGUAAGAACAAAUCCAGCCAGCAACCAGCCCCUCAUAGACAUUAGAUUGAGUGUUACACAUCAUAUUGAUCCGUUUAGGCCGGACAGGAGGAGUAGCGCCUCACUCAGGUGCCCCCUGCCUCCUGAACCCAGUCCCUGGAGCCCUCUGCCACCACAUUCCUCUGCUCUUGAACCAAAGGGCAUGCUAUAAGCUCUCUACCUCCCCACCGAAACCCAUCCACCCAACCACCCAACCAGCCAUCCAUCCAUCCAUCCAUCCAUCCCGAGUGCAGAGCCCUUUCGGGCCCCAUGAAGAGGUUCGGCAGCCUGCGGCGGAGCAAGAAGAAGCGGGAGGAGGAGCGGCUGCUGUCCCGGCGCCGGUCUGAGCCCCCUGCGUGGCCCGCCUCAGGCGUGUCGUCUCCGCCCAGCCCUCCGACCCAGACCCCCAGCCCACCUGUGUUCCCCGCGGAGGCCCAGAGCCCUGUGCCCGAGCCGGGGCCGUCGCCCGCAUGCUCCCCCUCUGCUGCUGCCGCUCCGGAGAGCAGCAGAGGGGGAAACGCCACGCCCUCCUGCUCCUCCAAGCCUCCUCUUCUCGCCUCUGUGUCCAAGUCUACCUCACGACAGGUCUCCGGAACAACGGAAGGCAUGCUGGAAAAACUUGAAAUUGAAGAUGAAGCAGGCGAGGAGCCAGAGAACAUGUACAUUCGUUUCAUGAAGUCUCACAAGUGCUAUGAUAUCAUACCCACCAGUUCAAAGCUUGUGGUCUUUGAUACCUCUCUUCAGGUAAAGAAGGCAUUCUUCGCUUUGGUAGCCAAUGGCGUCAGAGCAGCACCACUGUGGGAUACCAGUCGGCAGAGUUUUGUGGGGAUGUUGACCAUCACUGACUUCAUUAUCAUUCUGCACAGAUACUACAAGUCACCAUUGGUGCAAAUAUAUGAGUUGGAGGAGCACAAAAUUGAAACAUGGCGAGACCUGUAUUUGCAAGAGACGUUCAAGCCAUUAGUCAAUAUAUCACCUGAAGCAAGCUUGUUUGAUGCUGUGUACUCGCUCAUCAAAAACAAAAUCCAUCGACUUCCCAUCAUUGACCCGGUGACAGGCAAUGCCCUUUACAUCCUCACUCACAAGAGGAUUUUGAAAUUCCUGCAACUGUUUAUAUGCCAAAGUGAGAUGCCAAGGACGGCCUUGAUGAAGCAGACAUUAGGGGAACUGGGCAUUGGCACCUACACAAACAUCGCCUUCAUACGCCCAAACACCCCCAUCAUCAAAGCUCUCAGUCUGUUUGUUGAGAGGAGGGUAUCAGCUCUUCCUGUGGUGGAUGAGUCCGGAAAAGUUGUGGACAUUUACUCCAAAUUUGAUGUCAUCAACCUGGCUGCAGAAAAAACCUACAACAAUUUAGAUGUGACUGUGACACAGGCUCUGAGGCAUCGCUCUCAGUACUUUGAGGGUGUUGUGAAAUGCAACAGUGAUGAGACGCUGGACACCAUUGUGGACAGGAUAGUGAAGGCAGAGGUGCAUCGGCUGGUGGUGGUGGACGAGCGCUCUUGUAUCAAGGGUGUCAUCUCUCUGUCCGACAUCCUGCAGGCCCUAGUCCUCAGCCCUGCAGGUGGUGUCAGAAAAGAGAGUGUAAGACAGUGACAAAUGUGUUCCUGUGAAGACAAGGGGCUCUAUGGAGUCGCAGCCAUUCUCCUUGAUGCCAAACAACAUGGUCCAGUGCCAUAGUGGGAAAACGACACAUCUACAGUAGCCACAUCUGGAGCAGGUCCUUUCUCCUUCAACUUAGAGGUCACAGGAUACAGGUGGAAUGAGCCACUUACACAAUUGCCCUCAAACCCAAGCCUCCUGUGACUGAUGUUGCUCCAUUUGUUCCAUGUGUAAUCCCAAUUGGACUAGGUUCCUGCAACCACUGUACAUGCACAUUGGAGGCAUUUUCUUUUUACGGAAGUGGUCAUGGAAAUUCAUUUUUUUGGGGGGGGGGGGGUUCUGGAAAGUCAUGGAAAAAUAAUGGAAUUUUAUAUCUGAAUUAGAGUGGGAACCCUGUGUGUGCUACUCUAUGCAAAAAUGAAAAACAAUUGUGGCAGGUGACUCUCUUGUGUAUACCUUUGGUGAUUGAAGCCUCUGGUCUUACGCUGCAACAGAAAACUGGCUGGAAUUGCAUGAUUUAGAGAAAACAAUCAAAUUAAACCUUGCACACUUGUAGUAAUUUAUUAUUUAGUUUACAUUAUUAGGUCUGGGAGAGAGAUGUCACAGCAGAAAUUAACAACAUUAUGUAAAUGUUUCAUGUGUAAACCAGGAGUGCAAUCCUAUAUGCACACUCCUGUCCUCCACUUGUGCUUGUGGCCUCGCCCCGCCUCCUGGUCCCACCUCCGUGGUGAAAACAAUGAAGUUUCCCAGCUGUCAGCCUAUAGUCACAACAACUUUUGAGGGACUGUUUUUCAUUCACCAUCCCAAUUUCAAAUGAGAAAAUGACAUUAGAAUUGUGCUUUUGCAAGAUAUUUAAUUCAUUUUCUGUCGUCAGUGACAUCAUGAGGUCACAAGCAGGCAUAGGGAGGACAGGCAAGUCAGCAUAUUGGACUCCACCCCAGGUGUAUCUUGUCACCAGAACUUCCUGCAGUGCCAUGAGGCAAACAGUUUCCACAUCAAUCAUGUGUCUCUUUGUAUAGUUUGGUGACCCUACAGUGUAUGAUACAGUAAAUUGAUGUUGUUUUUUUGCCACCACAACUGUAGGCCCAGUUGUGUUGUGCCAUGUUGUUUUUCCCCCACGACAUUGUGCCUUGGAUCAGACAGGCCUGCACGUUGAAGAGGAGACUCUCUCAUAGAGCCUAUUUGACAUGUUCUUAUGAAUAGAAUGUUUUAAGCAGCACAACAGAAUUAUGUUCUUUGUGUUUUUACAUUCCUGAGAACGGAAUAUAUUUUUGUAAGAGACACUGGCUUGGGAAGUUAAUUUCAAGUUUUGUCUUUGGAUUGUAAUUGUCUUGGAUGUACUGUAGGCUAUGAAUGUGUGGUCUUUCUAUGCGGCGACAGUGUGAACUCACUGACAUUGCCAUAAUAACAACACUAGUUUGGCUAUUAAUUUUUACUGAGUUAAUGUCCUGCCCUACACCACAGAUCUGUACAGAAGACUAGAUCCGUCAUCGCGUACAUACCAGCACGUCCACACAGGUUGGCCAUAUUAGCCCAGCCAAACUUCACAGACUCUCUGUUACACCUGAGGUAAACUGAAGUAAGAAACAUUGAGGUGCUUCAAUAUGUAUAGUCAUCUUGCUGAAAUAUUGACGCAUGUAUAUAAAUGGUAGGGCUCCUUAAAACUUGUAUGUAGAGUGGGGUAAAAAGCACUGGGGAGUCAUAUGCUACCCGCCGAAUUGUCCAAAAAUAGAGAUGGGCCCAGGCCUAGAGCAAAUAAACAUUUU